Hevea brasiliensis (rubber tree) is the source of this 900-nucleotide messenger RNA. Its product is annotated as ubiquitin-conjugating enzyme E2 variant 1C. Gene Ontology annotation, biological process: protein K63-linked ubiquitination; DNA damage tolerance. NCBI's taxonomy places the organism in Eukaryota, Viridiplantae, Streptophyta, Magnoliopsida, Malpighiales, Euphorbiaceae. Gene Ontology annotation, cellular component: nucleus. The coding region runs from base 214 to 654 and encodes 146 amino acids. The transcript is spliced from 4 exons. The record is from RefSeq and is a predicted model, not a curated record.
CCAUCAUUCUCUCAAGUAGCCUGUAAACUUUAUUUUGUUUUUCCUUUCUUUUUAAUCUGUGUCCCCUCGUCCUCAAUUUCUCUGCUUUAUUCUCUGCUUUGCCUUCGUCGCCUCGCCAGUCUUUUCCUAGAUUCUCCACCCCUGACCCCUCUCUCUCUCUCUCUUCAAUCAGAUCUCAACUAACGCCUUCGGGGAAAUUGCUGUGAACCACCCAUGACGCUUGGCUCAGGAGGAUCUAGUGUCGUGGUGCCUCGGAACUUCAGAUUGCUGGAGGAACUUGAACGUGGUGAAAAAGGUAUUGGGGAUGGAACUGUAAGCUAUGGAAUGGAUGAUGGAGAUGACAUCUACAUGCGAUCCUGGACUGGCACAAUCAUUGGUCCUCACAAUACUGUACAUGAAGGUCGAAUUUAUCAGUUGAAGCUGUUCUGUGAUAAAGAUUAUCCUGAGAAGCCACCAAGUGUUCGAUUUCAUUCACGGAUCAACAUGACUUGCGUUAACCAUGAAACUGGAGUGGUGGAAUCAAAAAAGUUUGGACUUCUUGCAAAUUGGCAGCGGGAGUACACUAUGGAGGAUAUAUUGACACAGCUGAAGAAGGAGAUGGCUGCCCCGCAUAACCGGAAGCUAGUCCAACCUCCUGAGGGUACCUACUUCUAGCUUUCAAGGUCAUAUAGGUAUAUAUAUCAUAUUGCUUAUGCAAUAUAUAGUUUGUACUCUCGUGUUGAGCUGGUGAAGUUUGGAACAUACAGGGGAAUGCCCUAAAAAGACUCUCCAGUUAUCUCUCCAUGGCUUCAUUAUCAUUUUGCUGUCUACUCGUAUGAAAACUCUGUUCAGUGGAUGCUGUUUGAUUAAUGGGAUUUAUCUGUGUCAAAUAUUAAAAAUACCCGUGAGGUAGUAUUUUCA